Messenger RNA from Eruca vesicaria subsp. sativa (arugula), 2638 nucleotides. The record is from the annotation of a GenBank genome assembly. NCBI's taxonomy places the organism in Eukaryota, Viridiplantae, Streptophyta, Magnoliopsida, Brassicales, Brassicaceae.
UCUCUCUAAACAAACCCAUAAAGAGAUCUUUCAUUUUUCUCUUUAAUCUUCUAACAAUCUUCCUCCUUUCGUUCUAUUUAUGGACAUAGGAUGGGCUGGUCUCACUCUUGAUUCAUCUUCUCUCGAUCUCAUAAACCCUCAUCGUUUCAAAAGUAAUAAUACUCAUCGCGGCUUCUCGAAUCCGUUGACGAUGUCUAUAACUGGAGAUGGCGCUGACGAUCACAAGACGAAAGUAUCCAACGCCGCCAGCGAGUUUAGGUUUCCAGUGAGUCUUUCUGGUAUUCGUGAACGUGAAGAUGAUGAUUUAUCGAGUGGAGUCGCCGGUGAAAACGAUCGUGAAGUUCCCGGCGAAGUUGAUUUUUUCUCCGACAAGAAGUCUAGGGUUUGUCGCGACGACGUAGACGACGCUGGAUUUCGUGUUAAGAAGGAGGAACAAGAUGAUCGAACGGACGUAAAUACCGGUUUGAAUCUUAGAACCAGGAGUGAUCAAUUAGUGACCGACGACGUAGAAUCUUUCAAAAUGGAAGAUAAGCGUCCAAAAAUUGAGUUGGUGAAGCUACAAGAAGAGCUGAAGGAAAUAACCAUGGAGAAUCAAAAGCUAAGGGAAUUGCUUACACAAGUGAGCAACAGUUACACUUCACUUCAGAUGCAUCUUGUUUCACUGAUGCAACAGCAGCAACAACAGAAUAAGGCAAUAGAGGCUGCUGAAAAGCCUAAGGAGACGAUAGUACCAAGGCAAUUUCUCGAUCUAGGCCCGUCGAGAGAAGCUGGCGAGGCUGAUGACGUGUCAAAUUCUUCAUCGGAAGAUAGAACUCAUUCGGGCCGUUCUUCUCCGGCCGAGAGGCAUUUUGAUGAGGUUAGGGACGGGAAGAGACUUGGGCGUGAAGAAAGCCCUGAAACCGAGUCUAAUAAAGUUCAGAAAGUUAAUAAUAGUAGCCCAACGACGUUUGAUCAACCCGCAGAAGCUAUCAUGCGGAAAGUACGUGUCUCAGUGCGCGCUCGAUCAGAAGCUCCUAUGAUAAGCGAUGGAUGUCAAUGGAGAAAAUACGGGCAGAAGAUGGCAAAAGGAAACCCUUGUCCGCGAGCUUAUUACCGUUGUACCAUGGCCACGGGUUGUCCCGUUCGCAAACAAGUUCAACGUUGUGCGGAAGACAGAUCGAUCCUGAUAACAACCUACGAGGGAAACCACAACCAUCCGUUGCCGCCAGCCGCAAUGGCGAUGGCUUCCACAACCACAGCCGCGGCUAACAUGUUGCUAUCCGGGUCAAUGUCUAGUCACGAUGGGAUGAUGAACCCGACCAAUUUACUAGCUAGGGCUGUUCUUCCUUGCUCAACAAGCAUGGCCACAAUCUCAGCCUCCGCACCAUUCCCUACCGUCACCUUAGACCUCACCCACUCACCUCCACCUCCCAAUGGUUCCAACUCCUCCCCUUCGACAGCCGCCGCUAUCCACAAUCACAACUCAUUGAUGCAGCGCCCGCAACAACAGCAACUCCAACAAAUGAGUAAUUUACCUCCGGGUAUGUUACCUCAUGUAAUAAGUCAGGCAUUGUAUAACCAAUCCAAAUUCUCGGGGGUGCAGUUUUCUGGUGGUUCUCCGUCGGCCGCGUUUUCACAGCCGCAGGCUGUGGCUAAUACAAUAACAGCACUCACUGCUGAUCCCAACUUCACGACGGCUCUUGCAGCCGUUAUUACUUCCAUGAUCAAUGGUUCCAACCACCAUGACGGCGUAGGAAAUAACAAAAACCAAUAGAAAAUAUCACAUACAAUUUGUUCUCUUUUAAAUCUUCAUUUUUUCAGACUGGGUUAAUAGGAAUUAGAAACUUUAUUUCAUUGUUUGAUAGUAUGUAGAACCCCUAUAAAUUAAUAUCCGAUAAAUUAAUAAUCUCUAUAGAUUAAUAAUCUCUAAUUCCCAGUUCAAAGUACGUACGCGAAUAUGGAUUAUCUAUUCUGGAGGAAGAAUGCGAUAAUGGAACCGGAAUUGGACAGGGAUCCUUAUCGUUGGCUAAUUUGGUACAUUUGGAAGGAUAGGAAUGACAAGCUUUUUAGAGGUAGCGCACUACGCAGAAAGUGAAUACCAAGCAUGGUUCAAAGCAAAUGAGCAGGAAAGUCCGGCUCCCAUUGGGACCGGAACGGAGGAAGACCAGACCUUAAGUUUGGGUAAUAUAUGCAUGGUAGAUGGUUCUUGGACCUCUACAGAAUCUUUCAGUGGUUGUGGAUGGGUUUUGAACGAUAACUUCGGAAAUAGUAACUUAAUGGGGCUGCGCAAUUUUGAUCACGUGGAAUCGACGUUGCAUUCAGAGUUGAAAGCACUGCGGUGGGCAAUGGAGAAUAUGCUUCAACAUUCACCAUGUCAGAGCUUUGGAACUGAUUGUAAGGAGAUGAUUGAGAUGCUCAAGAAUCCUAUUGCAUGGCCUAACUUCUCAACAGAACUGGAAAAACUGGAGACACUGAAGAUCUGUUUUCCUGAAUUCAAGAUUUUUUAUGUUCCUAGAUUACAGAAUGACGUUUCUGAUUCUCUAGCUAAGACAACUAGAUCUUUUUAUCGUAAACUUGUGUACGUUGGUUGUUCUAUUCCGGUCUGGAUUCCCAGACCACCUCAAGUUCCUUGAGUAAUAGAUCAGCCGUUUGAUGCCAA